Nicotiana tabacum (common tobacco) is the source of this 1890-nucleotide messenger RNA. Lineage: Eukaryota; Viridiplantae; Streptophyta; Magnoliopsida; Solanales; Solanaceae. The record is from RefSeq and is a predicted model, not a curated record.
UAGUGUGUGUAUGACUACAUUCCUUUCUCUUCCUUUUUCCUUCCUACCUCUAAAUCCAGCUGCCAUUUAUUUCUCCCUUUUUUUGUGGUGCUCAUUUGGGCGUAGUUUAGUGGGAAUUUGAGAUAUGUUUGAUCUUAAUCUCAGUUCUGAAGAUGUUCCAGUAGAAUCAGGAACCUCCAAUUCCUCCAUUGUUAACAUGGAAACCUCCAACAGUACAGCCGGUGACGAUGAAUAUGAAGAGAGUGGGAAUAGUGAUUUUGUGUUAAAGGAGCUGUUUCCAUUGGUGAGUGGAGAGGCCGAGUUGUCGCAGCAGCAGUGCUUGGAUCUCUCAGCCAAUUGCGGAGCUUCGAAUGAGCAGAGGAUCGUUAUAUCUCCGCAGCGAAGAUCACAGGUGAAGAAGAAUAGAAGAGGGCCCAGGUCUCGCAGUUCUCAAUAUCGCGGAGUCACAUUCUAUCGUAGGACUGGACGAUGGGAAUCCCACAUUUGGGAUGGUGGGAAACAAGUUUACUUGGGGGGUUUUGACACUGCACAUACUGCUGCUAGGGCAUAUGACCGUGCUGCAAUUAAAUUCCGAGGACUUGAUGCAGAUAUCAACUUUAACAUCAGUGAUUAUGAAGAUGAUCUGAAGCAGAUGAAUAACUUUAGCAAUGAAGAGUUUGUGCACAUACUUCGUCGUCAGAGCAAUGGCUUCUCUAGAGGAAGUUCAAAAUACAGGGGAGUCACUCUGCAUAAAUGUGGGCGAUGGGAAGCACGGAUGGGGCAGCUUCUUGGAAAGAAGUAUAUCUAUCUUGGACUAUUUGACAGUGAGAUAGAAGCUGCAAGGGCAUAUGAUAAGGCCGCUAUACAAAGCAGCGGGAGGGAGGCAGUCACCAAUUUUGAGAUAAGCACAUAUGAAGGUGUAUUAAGUUCUGAGGCUGAUAUCAGAGGCACAGGUCAUAAUCUUGAUCUGAAUUUGGGCAUAUCUCCCUCUUCCUAUGAUGACAAUCAACAUGGAAACACUAGCCAAACUGGAAACUUCCAGGGCCAGCAUGGCUCAAAUGGUUUAACUGAACAUCAUAGAAAAGUCCUGAACUCUGCUUCUACUACACUGAGAAGUGAACUGCUGCUUCAGGGUCAGCAUGUGCUAACUCAGCACCCCCUCCAUUGGAAUGGAUUGAAUGGGAAUCUCUUUCCCACAUUUAAGGGAACAUCAAUAGAGAAGGGCUUGGAAGUUGACACCUCUUUAAAAUGGACGCAGCAAGGCCAAAAUACUUAUGGUGGGAGACCUACAGUGUGAUUCUUCUCUACCGCAGCAUCAUCAGGAUUCGGAAAUUCAGCAAUCACUAUCAACUGCACUUUGGAAGUGAAGCUUUAUCUUACCACCACUCACCAUCCCUGACCAACAUGAAUCUUUCACAUCAUUAUUGUAGUAGCUGAAAUUAGCUGGCCAGUAAAUGCAAAACAACCACCCAGAUAUCUUUCUUCCUUCGCUCAAGAUGAUACCAGUAGGGCAACAGAUUCGAUUACAACUAAUUGGGUUUAGUUUUGUUAGUUAGGAGAUGAGGCACUGAGUUUCUAAACAAGGCUAUGAAUCUUAUAACAAGAACUAUGUGAUUGCAAGCUGCUUAUUGGGCAUUUUCUUCUAUACUGCGUAAUACCGGUGCCUUGACAGUUGGGACUGUUAUGAUGAGAAUGUAUUUUUAUGGUUUUCAUUUUCAAAUAAUUUCUAUCUUUUAAUGGCUUCACAUUCUGUUAUUAAACCUUCUAAAGGAGGCUUCCUUGCUCAAAGUUGGUUCUUGAAAUUAGCAAGAACAGACUGGCAAAUUUUGGUCUCUUUUCAUUUCUGAAGCAUACUAGGUUGUCAUUGUAGCUCUUUGUUGAUAGAAAAUCAUACAAUAACUAUGCACUUUA